This is a messenger RNA of Phanerochaete carnosa HHB-10118-sp, 1009 nucleotides long. RefSeq lists its product as uncharacterized. The record is from RefSeq and is a predicted model, not a curated record. Bases 4 to 636 code for a protein of 210 amino acids. The transcript has a single exon. Lineage: Eukaryota; Fungi; Basidiomycota; Agaricomycetes; Polyporales; Phanerochaetaceae.
GACAUGUUGAUCAUCUCGAGCCAUUCGUAUGAUCAAGAUGGGUUUAAGGGCGAUUAUUUCGCAGCCGCCAUCAAGGUUUGCCGACCGAGCGCGGCGGGCCAGGAUGCGGGGCCUCCACUCGCGUAUGUCGAGAGCAUCUCUCUCCAACUCUCAUUCGAGAAUGUCGAAGCCAUGGAUACCCUUGAUUGGGAUGCCUUGCGAGCCGUCGUUGAUUCCCCGCACAUGCACUACCUUCGUAUCCGCUAUUUCCAGCAACGAAACAAAGAUUUCGAGACGGCAAAGAGAGUCCUUUGCUCUGUGCUGCGCCGUACGCAGCUGACCUGGGCUCUCGAGUCGGGUAAACUGCAGUUCGGGAGGCUCACGGGUGAUCCCGUCACGAGUGCAGAUAUCUUGUCGGUACCGGCGGAACACAUCAUCGACGGCAUCACCACUAUCACCCUCGACAUCGCCGAGCAAGCCGACUGGUUGCUGUACCCUGUCCAGCGGCGCCAUCUCGCGAGGGACACUACAAGAGAAGAGUACCUACGACAGCUCGUAGCCGCGCGUGCGAGCGGAGCAUCUGCGAACUUGGGCUCAGAGGUCGCGCCACCCAUUGCAGGUAGUACUCAGCACACGGCGCUCGAGCAGACCCCAUGAGGCGGCAGACGACAGUGCGCAGGGAGUCAAAGUGUACGAGGGAGCGGGCGGCGGAGGCGAGGAGGACCUGGCAACGGAGACGUAGGGCGGACGUGGACAUCGGGCACUAGCAGAGCGCACUGUCGGGCGAGCGGACGAACUUUGGAGUAGGGACGGGGCGUGGCCAGAAGCAUCGCCCGCUGUGGGGAGCCUAGGGUGUCGCGUCGGAGUCGGAGAAGAUUGAGGAUGAAGAGAAGCGAGGGAGCAAUGGGGCAGAGAAGAGCCGUGAGCCGGCGAAGAUUCUCCCCAGGUGCGGAGAAAGAUGGUUAGGGCAGUUGCACUGAGGUCGGACACUUAAGUUGCGGGCGUUAUCGACAGAACGCUGCGAAUGCGC